Molecule: messenger RNA, 1165 nt
Organism: Ceratina calcarata
Lineage: Eukaryota; Metazoa; Arthropoda; Insecta; Hymenoptera; Apidae
Product: putative ankyrin repeat protein RF_0381
Exons: 1
Coding region: 554-1165 (203 amino acids)
Molecular function (GO): protein binding
Source: RefSeq, a predicted model, not a curated record
CUUACUUUUCGGCCCAGUGCCUUUCGGGCGUCAAAAAUUGCAGACGCGUCCCGUUUCCGAAGCCGCGAGGUCCCACAAAGCCAGAAUGCAGGACUUCUCCUCCAGGGAUCUCAGAAUUUAUACCUCGGCCGGAAAGUGGGGAUGACACGAGCAUGGUGGCGACUGGUACUUGAUGGGGGUAUACUAAGCACGCAUUCGCGAAGACGCAUAAGGAGAAUAGUAGUGGGGAUCGAAAUACGGGCGAAAAAGAGGGGAAGCCUGUUCUCAUCUUCCCGUGCUGUCUCCCACUGCUUCUUUUCUGCCCCACUUAGGUUACCUAUGACCAUUGGGGACAUGUCUAAUAAUGCCAUAGGUAAGUGGGAGGGCACAGUAGUGGGGAGAGCAUGGGAAGAGGAGACGUUCUGCAUUCUGGCAGAGCUGCAUGUAUAAGGCUGCUACUCUUUAGUAAUCUUUCCUCGGUGCUAGCUGCUAGCACUUAGCUAUUCAGGAGAGACACGAAGAUAUCGUACAAAUCCUCGUAGAUCAGAGUGUCGAUAUAAACUUGAAAACUGAAAUGGGUGAGACUCUGCUUCAUUUUGUUGCGCGAGUAGGAGAAGAAGAAACUCUCCAGUUGCAAAUUGAGGGAGGAGCUGACGUAGAUGCCAAAAACAAAAAUGGAGUAACGGCGCUGCACCUAGCCAUUCAGGAGGGACACGAAAAUAUCGUGAAAAUUCUCGUAGAUCAGGGUGCCGAUAUCAACUCGAAAACUAAAUGGGGCGAGACACCACUUUAUUGGGCUGCGCGAGUAGGUCUAGAAGACACUCUCAGGUUGCUACUCGAAAGAGGAGCUGACGUGCAUACGAAAGACGAAAAUGGAUUAACGACGUUGCACCUAGCCAUUCUGACAGGACACCAACAUAUCGUACAAAUCCUCGUAGAUCAGAAUGCCGAUAUAAACUCGAAAACUGGAAUGAAUGAUACACCGCUUCAUUUUGCUGCGCGAGUAGGAGUAGAAGAAACUCUCUGGUUGCUAAUUGAGGGAGGAGCUGACGUAGAUGCCGUAAACGAAGUUGGAGAAACGGCACUGCACCUAGCCAUUCAAAGGGAAUACGUAGAUAUCGUGAAAAUUCUCGUAGAUCAGGGUGCCGAUAUCAACUUGAAAAAUAAAUGGGGCGAGACACNGUGA